Messenger RNA from Cylindrotheca closterium, 333 nucleotides. Lineage: Eukaryota; Bacillariophyta; Bacillariophyceae; Bacillariales; Bacillariaceae. The record is from the annotation of a GenBank genome assembly.
AUGCCCUCCAACGAGCUGCUGUUACAGGAAAGAGAUAUUCUCGACAAGCUAUACGAUGCGGAAUCCAUGAUGGAGAUUGAAAAGUCUGUCGCACAAGGUUACAUUACAUUAUUGGGAGGCAACCAGGAUGCCGAUGCAGACCCAGCACUUUCUUUCAUGGCGCUGACGCAGGGCAAUGUGAUUGAUGCUUGUUUUGGAGUUUCUUCGGCAUCCAUGUCAAGGGGAGAAGUCACUCCGAAUAUGCAAGCGGCCCGCGCGGCCAAGGCACUUCUCGACGAAUCGGCCCUGGAACGGCCGGGAACGGUGGUCAAACGAGUCAAAUCGAAGUUGUAA